This is a messenger RNA of Naumovozyma castellii, 1743 nucleotides long. RefSeq names its product bifunctional triglyceride lipase/lysophosphatidylethanolamine acyltransferase (gene TGL3). The transcript has a single exon. The record is from RefSeq and is a predicted model, not a curated record. Bases 1 to 1743 code for a protein of 580 amino acids. NCBI's taxonomy places the organism in Eukaryota, Fungi, Ascomycota, Saccharomycetes, Saccharomycetales, Saccharomycetaceae.
AUGUUGAAAACCUGGUUACUAUCAAUAGUAUACGCGACACUGGACCACAUCCCUCCUUUUGUAUGGGAUGUACUUCAUGUCAUUACAGAUAUCAUUCUGUUUUGGACCUACAAACUUAUAAAUUAUGUGAGACCACAUUCUCGAGUGGUAUAUUAUGAAGCCAUUAAAGAACUAGACCAUUGUGAAACGUACGAUAUGUGGUGUAAUACCGCUAGCAUGGUGGAUGAGAUUACUGGUGCUAACCUAUGGAGACGAAAUUUCUUUUCUAGGAGGUAUGAUUUUAAUUCUGUAUUGGAACAAUAUUCUACUUUACAGAAGGCAUUGGACAGUGGAGAUUUAGAGGCAAUAAAGGAGAAAUUCUCAACAACGGGAGCCUGUAUGUUAAGGAAUUUUGCUGGGAUUGUGGAUAAAAAAUUGUUUACCAAGUCAUUAUUAGGAACCAAGUUACUUAUUGAACAAUUCUUGGAUAAGACUAUUGAAGGGUUGGAUAUCUUAGAUUCUGCAAUGGUGCCCACAGCGUUUUUCCAAAGAUGUAAGUUGUCUUUGGGGACUACUGCAUUAAUAUUACAAGGUGGGUCAUUGUUUGGACUUUUCCAUCUUGGUGUCAUUAAGGGGUUGCUAUCACAGGAUUUAAUCCCCAAUAUCAUUAGUGGAAGUUCCAUGGGGGCUUGCAUUGCAAGUAUAUAUGGUUGCAUGUCGAAUGAAGAAUUGACUGAAUUAUUAACUGGAGAUAACAUUUUAAAUGUAAUUAAGGAUGAUUUCCAAUUAUUAAAAAGUUGCGGAUAUGGGAAUCUAGAACAGCAUUUGAAUUUAGGUACAUUGAUUCAAAAUUUAAUUCAUCAUGGUUAUUCACAAGAUGUGUAUUUAUUUUGCCAAUUUGUUUUGAAAUAUAUUGUUAAAGAGAUAACAUUUGAAGAAGCAUAUCAAAUGACCGGGAAAGUUUUCAAUAUUGUCAUUCACCCAACUGAUAAAUCAUGUCCUAAUUUACUAAAUUAUGUGACCACUCCAAAUAUCUUGAUCAGUUCUGCUAUCAAUUGUAGCCUUGGUUCAGGUGUAAUUUCGGAGGACACAAAAUUGCUUUGUAAGAAUCUUAAUAAUGAAGUGGAAUUAUACCUUUCAGAGGAUAAGAAUCUAAGGAACAGUUUCCUGACUCCAGAAAAUGCCAUAAUACCGGACGAGACAGAAAGCCCAUAUACGAGAUUGACUGAAUUAUUCAAUGUGAAUAAUUUUAUCGUUUCACUGGCAAGACCAUAUUUAGCACCCUUAGUGGUAAAUGAUUUAAAACAUGAAAUUAAAACAUCAAAAUAUUAUUACUAUAAGCAUUAUCCGGAGACGGACAAUGGGAUAAAUUUGCCCGAAUUAGGUAUCCCACAAUUAAAUUUUACUGAGAUGGAACCCUUGGCGUUCAAAUUCAAGUAUCAUUUAGAGAGGAAGUUGAAAAAUAUUGCUACAAUGGAAUUUCAUCAUAGAAUGCAGGUAUUGGAUAAUUUAGGAUUAUUAAGUUCAUGGGUGAAGAGGUUAAUUAUCGAUGAAAAGACGCCUCGAUCUGCCAUUGAAAUUGCAAUAGUUCCCAAAAUCAAGAGUCUUUCGGUGACAAGAAUUAUUGAAGGUCAAUUGGAUAAUAUUCCUUAUUGGAUUCAAUGUGGUGAACAAAGUACAUGGCCCGUUCUAUCCUUAAUUAAGACACGUUGCACAGUAGAGUUUAAAUUAGAUGAGAUAAUAAGGAUAAGAAGAAACAAAUGA